AUUCGAGAAGAAGGAAAGGAAGUAGUGGUGAGUAAUAUUUCAUUCUCAUCGUUAAUUUUUUCAAAUAAAUUCAAAUAAGUUAGAGUUCAAUUGUGAUAUUCUGUGAUCUGAACCUGUACAUCGAAUCGUUAAAGCUGGAUUCUUCGGCAUUCAAAAUGACUUCUACACAGUUCAACGUUGGUCUUACCGACAACACCAGGUUGUCGAGCAGGGUGCUGCGCCCCCCUGGCGGUGGACACACCGAUAUCUUCGGGGGAGAGCCGGAGCCCCAGCGCGGUCGUCGCCCCGCUCCUUCUGUCAUCGCUGCGCAACAAGCGGAGCAGCAGAAACUAAUGGAAAGCAGAAAUGGCACAGAGGAAGCCACUCAGAACGGGCAAGUGAGCCCACCAGAACAGCAAGCGAGCCAACCACAACAGCAAGCGGCUCAACCAGAGCAGCAAGCAGCUGAGCCACAAACACCUCCAGAGCCAAAAUGCGAGGAGAAGGUAGAAUGCCAUAAAGUCGAAAGUCCCCAGACUCAAGUCCCUCAGCAAGAACCAGUUAAAGUUGAGGCCCCUAGACGCGUGCGCGUGCCUCCAGGCGGGUUUUCUUCAGGGCUCUGGUAAAAUUGGAGACUGAAGAAAGAAGUUCUUUUCCCGCGGCGCGCGUUUAGUUAAGAUCUAGCUGGGACCAGUUAUAUUAGGGUUAGUCUCGGUCAUAUUCGUCGUGCCUUUGUUGAACGCUAGUAGCUUUAUUUUGGUUGUUGUAGCUAGUUUUUGGAUAAUUAUGGUCCCAUGCUAGCUCUCUUAACUCUGUUUUGCAUAAGUGUACUUUAAUCCUCGCAAAAGGCAAUUUAUUAUUUACUGAAAUGUGUCGCGGUCACUAGGUAUUAUUUACUUGAAUAGGAGAUUAUUUUUUUAUUUCAAUAACCUUGUAAUCUUAGCUUGCGGUAACUGUGCUAGCCAAACUCUCUAAUAGACUUAGGAUUUGCCACAAUCUAUUAUCUUGUACUUUGUAUUUACAAUGUUGUCUACGGUACUGUGUAGUAUUUACUAUUUCGUCUAGUGUUUUAGGGCUUAAAAGUCCGAAUACUGAAACACCUUGUUCUAAAUUUAUUGACGGAGUCGUAUUUUACCUCUGACUGAGAUGUGCCUGUAAUGAUGUUGAAUGUACUUAAAAUGUUUUGUCUCAAUUUGCAUUCGGAUGUUUUGCAGUUGGCGUUUUUAUUAUAAUGUAACUUUUGUAUGCCUUCGCUGGCAAUGAUGCGAUUAUGUAUAUUACUGUAUUUUUAUAUGAAUUACAAUAAAUUUUAAUAACU
Molecule: messenger RNA, 1297 nt
Organism: Chilo suppressalis (striped riceborer)
Lineage: Eukaryota; Metazoa; Arthropoda; Insecta; Lepidoptera; Crambidae
Source: the annotation of a GenBank genome assembly